Messenger RNA from Syngnathus typhle (broad-nosed pipefish), 4995 nucleotides. RefSeq names its product Janus kinase 2b (gene jak2b). Gene Ontology annotation, molecular function: cytokine receptor binding; histone binding; non-membrane spanning protein tyrosine kinase activity. Lineage: Eukaryota; Metazoa; Chordata; Actinopteri; Syngnathiformes; Syngnathidae. Gene Ontology annotation, cellular component: cytosol; membrane; cytoskeleton. The record is from RefSeq and is a predicted model, not a curated record. The transcript has 23 exons. Gene Ontology annotation, biological process: cell differentiation; cell surface receptor signaling pathway via JAK-STAT; cytokine-mediated signaling pathway. The coding region runs from base 953 to 4477 and encodes 1174 amino acids.
AACAUCUCACGAGCACACCGCCAACUAGAGGUCUGGAUGCUUUGACAAAUUCGUUAUUGAAAUGCGCAUUAACUUCACAUUAUUAAUUGAUGGAUGGCUGCACAAGUCCUCAAUAAUUCGUAGACUUUGAUGAUUAAAACUCAGUUAGGUGGGUUGACAACGACAACACAAAGUCCAACUUCUCUAUUCAUCUGUCUGCCCACCCAUUCAUUUUCUCUUCUGCUUUUUAUAUUUUUGUUCUUCCACUUGUGCCAUCCCGCGUCCUAAUAAGGUAGCACAAAUAUAAGAGCUAAAGUAAACUACUAAAACCAUAACAUCCACAUAUAAAAAAUGAACUUUUUGUUUAUUUUUAUUUUUUGUUAAGGAAAAGGUACUGUGAUUGGGGGAUUGGGGGAUUUCCGUUGUCCCUGAACGCACCGCGCGGAGCGGUGGGAGAGGUCGCUUGUUGACUUGGGUCCAGUGCCGCUUUCCAGCUAGCUCGUCCACGCUUAGCACUGCUGCGCAACAAGUGGAUAAGUUUUCCCGAUUUAGCUCAAUGGAACACCGCGACUCGACUCACACAGUCGUAGCUGCAAUAUAAUGGGUGAACCAGGGAGUUCUUUCUUCCAUUUAGGGCACGGGAACUGGUGUUUGUUUUAAAGUUAUGUUGACGAGAUAAGACCAAAGGGAUAAAGUUGCUCAUCGGGGGGGGGGAGUGGGCGGUGGGAGGGGAGAAAAUGGGGAACUGGCCGUGUUUGGAGUCCCAAAAGCGGCCAGUUUAGAAGCAACGCGGAAGGGGAAUGGAGUAAGAGGGGGCUGUUUGGCUGACUUAUCCAUUUCAAGUCCAAUUUGUAAAGACAAGGGUGAGCUGUCAAAGUCGUCCGGACUGCUGGUGGCCUACGGAGGAGCUAGCACUGAGCUAGCUGGCUAGCUGCACCGCUGGCUGCUCAUCUCGCGAAGUGGCACAUUGCCGAUGGUCUCUCAGCAAGCCAUGGACGCGACGCCGGACACGUGCCCAACAGUGCAGCACCGGAACGGAAGCGCCCAUCGGCAGUGUCCGGACAAGAACCCGACCGGCGGCACCGAGCCCGCUGACCCCGCUGUUCUGAGGCUUCGCUUCUAUCACAGCAUCCGGGGAGAGUCCGACUGCAAAUUCCUGAGCUACCCGGCCGGCGAUUACGUGGCCGAGGAGCUGUGCAUCGAUGCUGCCAAAGCAUGCAGCGUAGCGCCUGUCUACUUCAGCCUCUUUGGCCUCUUCAGGGAGCGAGACCGCUUGUGGUUUUGCCCCAGCCAUAUUUUCCAUCUGGACGAGUCCGCCUCGGAAGAUGUGUUUUUUCGAAUAAGGUACUACUACCCUGGCUGGUACAGCGGUGGGGCGUCCCGGGCUUAUCGGUACGGCGUUGCAAAGGGAUCCGAGAGUCCCAUUCUGGAUGAUUGUGUGAUGUCAUACCUCUUUUAUCAGUGGAGAAACGAUUUCAUCAGUGGCUUGGUCAAGCUUUCCAGCUCUCACGAGACCCAGGAGGAGUGCUUGGGUAUGGCCGUGCUGGACAUGACGCGGACGGCCAACGAGAAAGUGGUGUCGCCGCUGGACGUCUACCGCACUACGAGCUACAAGUCGUUCCUGCCCAAAGACAUGCGCGCCCAGAUCGAGGACUGCAGUUUCCUGACGCGCAAGCGCAUCCGCUUCCGCUUCAAGCGCUUUGUCCAGCAGUUCAGCCAGUUCCACACCACCGCGCGGGACCUCAAGCUGAAGUACCUCAUCAGCAUGGAGUCGCUGGAGAAGGCCUUCUACACUGAGACCUUCCAGGUCCGCGAGGCAUCCGGCGGCCAGCUCGCCUUGCUGGUGGCCGCUGACACCGGCAUCCAGUGGUGCCGGGAGAAGCUGAAAGAUCCCGACCAGGUUGGUGCCACGUCUCUGCGCUAUUUAAAGGUAGAUUCACUUGAUGGAUGUUUUCCAUUAUUUGUCCAGCACCAUUCUGGUGGUAUCUUCUUUACCUCUCAACUUGCAUGUGCUUUUUUUUUUUUUUGGUUCUCCUCACCCCAGGAGCUGCAGACGCUGUGCGACUUUCCGGAAGUUGUUGAUAUUAGCGUCAAACAGGCCAACAAGGAAACUGCCUCUGAGAGCCGCUUGGUCACCAUCAACAAGCAGGAUGGCAAGAACCUGGAGUUGGAGUUCCCCAGUCUGUCUGAAGCGCUCUCCUUUGUGUCCUUGAUCGAUGGCCACUAUCGGCUCACCGCGGACGCACAUCACUACCUUUGCAAAGAAGUGGCGCCCCCUAGGCUGGUGGAGGCCAUCGCCUGCCACUGCCAUGGCCCGGUCUCGAUGGAGUUUGCCAUUAACCGACUUCAGAGAUCGGCCAACAAGCACGACUUGUACAUUUUAAGAUGCAGCCCGAAGGACUUCAACAAGUACUUUCUGACGUUCCCUGUUGAGGUGUAUGACUCAGUGGAAUACAAACACUGCCAGAUAACCCGAUCGUCCGGUGGCGAGUUCAACCUCACCGGAACCAAAAGGAACUUCAGCAGCCUGAAAGAUCUUCUGAACUGCUACCAAAAGGAAGCGGUGCGCUCCGAUAGCUUCAUUUUCCAGUUCAGCAAGUGCUGCGCUCCUAAACCUAAAGAAAAGUCCUGUCUGCUGGUGUGCCGGAGAAACAAAGCGUCCGACGUGCCUCCAUCACCGUCACUGCAUCAACCCCAUGUCAGUCGGAUGGUCUUUCACACUAUCAAGAAGGAAGAUUUGGAGUUUCUGGAGAGCCUUGGCCGAGGGACGUUUACCAAGAUAUUCAAAGGCUUGCGCAAGGAGCUCAGAGACUACGGACUUGUGCACCAAACUGAAGUAGUCAUGAAAGUCUUGGACCAGGCCCACAGGAACUACUCAGAGUCUUUCUUUGAAGCAGCCAGCAUGAUGAGCCAGCUCUCCCACAAGCACUUGGUUCUCAAUUACGGUGUAUGCGUGUGCGGCGAGGAGAACAUCAUGGUACAGGAGUAUGUCAAGUUUGGCUCCCUUGACACCUACUUGAAGAAGAAGAAGAACUCGCUGAACAUUCUGUGGAAGCUGGAAGUGGCCAAACAGCUGGCCUGGGCCAUGAAUUUCCUGGAAGAGAAGCGCCUGGUCCACGGAAACGUGUGCGCCAAAAACGUCCUGCUGAUACGAGAGGAAGACCGCCGGGCCGGCAACCCGCCCUUCAUCAAGCUGAGUGACCCUGGUAUCAGCAUCACUGUCCUACCUAAAGACAUUCUGAUCGAGAGGAUCCCGUGGGUGCCCCCCGAGUGCAUUGACGACCCCGCCAACCUGAGCCUGGCGGCUGACAAGUGGAGCUACGGCGUCACUCUUUGGGAACUUUGCAGUGGCGGAGAGAGGCCGCUAGCAGCGCUGGAUGACUCCAAGAAAUGCCUGUUCUACGAGGACCACCACCAGCUUCCCGCGCCCAAAUGGACCGAGCUGGCCAAUCUGAUUAGCAACUGCACGGACUACGAGCCGACGUACCGGCCGACGUUUCGCGGCAUCAUCCGGGACCUGAACAGCCUUUUUACACCAGACUACGAGUUGAUCGUGGACAGCGACAUCCUUCCCAACCGGACGACGGCUUCCGGCUGGACGACGGGAGGCGUCGAAAACCAGGAGCCGGCCCAGUUUGAAGAGAGACACCUCAUAUUCUUACAACAGCUAGGAAAGGGCAACUUCGGCAGCGUGGAGAUGUGCCGCUACGACCCGCUGCAGGACAACACGGGCGAAGUGGUGGCCGUGAAGAAGCUGCAGCACAGCACAGCGGAGCACAUCCGCGACUUUGAGCGCGAGAUCGACAUCCUCAAGUCUCUGCAGCACGAGAACAUCGUCAAGUAUAAGGGCGUCUGCUACAGCGCGGGCCGACGCAAUCUGCGCCUCAUCAUGGAAUACCUUCCCUUCGGAAGCCUGAGAGACUACCUCAUGAAGAACAAGGAGAGGAUCGACCACAAGAAACUAAUGCACUACACUUCCCAGAUCUGCAAGGGAAUGGAAUACCUGUCCGGCAAGCGCUACAUCCAUCGCGACUUGGCCACGCGGAACAUCCUGGUGGAAAGCGAGCAGCGGGUGAAAAUCGGCGACUUCGGGCUGACUAAAGUUCUCCCUCAAGAUAAGGAGUACUACAUGGUCAAAGAGCCAGGAGAGAGCCCCAUCUUUUGGUACGCCCCCGAGUCGCUGACGGAGAGCAGGUUCUCCGUGGCGUCGGACGUGUGGAGCUUCGGAGUGGUGCUUUAUGAGCUCUUCACCCACAGCGAGAAGAGCUGCAGCCCGCCGGCCAUCUUCAUGUCCAUGAUGGGCAACGACAAGCAGGGCCAGCUAAUCGUCUACCACCUGAUGGAACUCCUCAAGUCGGCCAGCAGGUUACCGCAGCCCGUCCACUGUCCCGACGAGAUUUAUGAGAUCAUGGAGGAGUGCUGGGACAACGACUCGGGGCUGCGCCCUUCUUUCAAUGAGCUCACUCUGCGCAUCGACCUGCUCAGGGACACAGACUGAACGCCGACCCCACCCCGUCCCGCCCAGCCCAGCCCAUUACCACCCAAAGUGCCACGACUUCUCUUUUCAACUUGACACCUACCGUAUAGUGUGUGUGGGGAAAAACACGUCCAACCCACGUUUUGCUUUUGUUGAAAGAUUUUCGAAUGUAUUAUAGACACGUACGUGGGUAGACCUUUUGUGUCACGUCUCAACAUGGAGAUGCUUAUGUGUGCGUGCUUGUUAGCCACCCAAAAUCGCUAGCAGGGCUAGUCAUCACCAUCAUGCCCUCCCCCCCCCCCCCCCCCAACCCCGGAAAAAAGACUAUUUUCUAUGUGUAUAUACACCGACAGUAUAUAUUUGUGUACAUAUGUCCAGAUUGUUUUUUUUCUAAUUCUAAUAUACUGGAGCUGGAAGUUAAAGCCCCGUAUUGUUUCAAAAUGUCAUUUGAGUGAAGAAGUGACUUCAUCGAGUGUGAAAAUUCAAUGAGUAAAUAUAUUAAGGGUUAUCAUUAAAACAUGACCUUCAGACAAAAGCUA